CGCCGACUAAGUUGCAUUCCUUGAAUCUUCGCCGAAAAGACCAUUCUUCAAUCAGAGUUAGUAAUGUGGAGAGUACAAAAUCGAGAGAGUUUGGGGCUUCUCUCUUUCCCUGUGAUGAUUGCCAUGGUCUGUUGUGCACACAGCACCAACGAGCCCAGUAACAUGUCAUACGUGAAAGAGACAGUGGACAGAUUGCUCAAAGGAUAUGACAUUCGCUUGCGGCCGGACUUUGGAGGGCCCCCCGUGGACGUCGGGAUGAGGAUCGAUGUCGCCAGCAUAGACAUGGUCUCCGAAGUGAACAUGGAUUAUACACUCACCAUGUAUUUCCAGCAGUCUUGGAAAGACAAAAGGCUUUCUUAUUCUGGAAUCCCACUGAACCUCACGCUAGACAACAGGGUAGCUGACCAACUCUGGGUGCCUGAUACCUACUUCCUGAAUGACAAGAAAUCCUUCGUGCAUGGGGUGACAGUGAAAAACCGAAUGAUCCGGCUGCAUCCUGAUGGGACAGUUCUCUACGGGCUCCGCAUCACAACCACAGCUGCUUGUAUGAUGGACCUGCGAAGAUACCCUCUGGAUGAACAAAACUGCACCCUGGAGAUUGAAAGCUAUGGUUAUACCACCGAUGACAUUGAGUUUUACUGGAAUGGCGGAGAGGGAGCAGUAACGGGAGUCAAUAAAAUUGAGCUUCCUCAGUUUUCAAUUGUCGACUACAAGAUGGUGUCCAAGAAGGUGGAGUUCACAACUGGGUCAUAUCCACGACUGUCACUGAGCUUUCGUCUAAAGAGAAACAUCGGUUACUUCAUUUUGCAGACCUACAUGCCUUCCACACUGAUUACAAUUCUGUCCUGGGUGUCUUUUUGGAUCAACUAUGAUGCUUCUGCAGCCAGAGUCGCACUAGGAAUCACCACAGUGCUGACAAUGACAACCAUCAGCACGCACCUCAGGGAGACCCUGCCAAAGAUCCCUUAUGUCAAAGCGAUUGAUAUUUACCUGAUGGGUUGCUUUGUGUUUGUGUUCCUGGCUCUGCUGGAAUAUGCCUUUGUGAAUUACAUCUUCUUUGGAAAGGGCCCCCAGAAAAAGGGAGCCGGCAAACAGAACCAGAGUGCCAACGAGAAGAACAAACUGGAGAUGAAUAAAGUCCAGGUCGACGCCCACGGCAACAUUCUCCUUAGCACCCUGGAAAUCAGGAACGAGACGAGCGGCUCGGAAGUGCUCACAGGCGUGAGCGACCCCAAGACCACCAUGUACUCGUAUGACAGCGCCAGCAUCCAGUACCGCAAGCCCAUGAGCAGCCGCGAGGCCUACGGGCGCGCGCUCGAGCGGCACGGCGCGCACAACAAGGGGCGCAUCCGCCGGCGCGCCUCGCAGCUCAAGGUCAAGAUCCCCGACUUGACUGAUGUGAAUUCCAUAGACAAGUGGUCCCGAAUGUUUUUCCCCAUCACCUUUUCUCUUUUCAACGUCGUUUAUUGGCUUUACUAUGUACACUAAGGUCUGUCCGAAUGGUUCAGAAACGGCUACUUUCCUCUUCUCUUGACUUUUAACCCCACAGGUCCCCAGCAGCGAUACUGCUGUGCUUUUUGAGGUAAGAGAUUCAGCCAUCUAAUUGGUUUUAGGUCUUGCAUAUCAAUUUUAUUACCGCACCAUGUUUACUUCAAAAAAAAAAAAACCUAUUUUUUUCCCAGUCUACAGUGGUCCAGGUUAUCAGCUCUUUCAGAGCUCUAUUAAUUGCCAUGUUUACAAACACACACACACACACAGAAGUUAGAUAGGUAGCUCUUGAGCAGUGCUUCCUAGUUGCCCCGGAUUGUAUUAAUUUUGUUGUUAGUAAAGAAUGAAAAGAGGACUUAGCUCUCUGUUCAAACUGCUUCCUGGUAAACUGUAACAAUCUCAUACUGCCAAAAAACAACUCAAUUUCCAGGAUCUCAGAAGGAAAAAAAAAAAAGCCAUUGACAAGUUACAGAUUUCCAGGAAGAAAAGAAAACAGAAAGGAGCCUAGAAGAGGAAGGAAGACUCCCCUCCACUCCCAAGUGCCCCCAGUUCUGGAAAGCAGAAGGGGUCUCGGGUCCGUGGAGGAGGAGGGAGGGAUUGGCAAGGGCUGGUGGAGGUUAUGCAAACCCAAUCUGCCAGCUUCACCUCUCCAUUAAACCGAAUAUUUGGAAGAAUACUUCUUUCUCAGAAUUCCAGGCUGAUUUAAAGUUCACGUUAAAAUCCAACCCGAUAACCAUGGAGGACAUUUUUCUUUUCUUCUUGAGGAUAAGAGUAUGGGGAUUGAUGACUUUUUUUCUUUGAACUAUUUCAAACGAGCAGCCCUGAUCUCAUUCAUUAGCCUGGAAUCACUUGACACUGUGCCAUGAAACAAUGUCCUCAUGUUUCCCUCGUCCCUGCUCUAGAGAGUGUAAGAGGAAGGGGGAUAGGAGGAGAGGGCUUCAAAGAUGGGGAUCACGAGCAAUUUUUGCUUGAGAAAAAUAUUGCCCUUUCCAGGAGGAAGGCGAGACUUACGUGCUGUGAAAAGGGUGCCUGGGCAGUUACCUGAACUGCCAAAUCUUCAAUCAAAUAGUAUAUAUUUCUUAGCCUUCCAGAGAGCAGUGUCUAAAGGUGAUCGGCUAGCUGGCCGGGUCUCAGCUAGCACCUUAGGGCUCUGCUCUCUGAGCUCUGCAUUCCACACUAUGAAGUGGUUGUUUCGGGAAAUGAACGCACACCGGUUUCGGUGUCAUACUUCUCUGAGGCCAGAGCUUUAUUUUAAAGGAAAUCUGAAAAGAGCAAAGCCAGAGAUAACAGCCACUAUGACAAACUCACUGGGCCUUUAAACAUUCAUACCAGCCCCUAAAGUAAAGACCCUGUCUACACUCAUGAAUCACCAUCAUCAUUGUGCUGCCUUAUCUCUGUCCACAGAUCACUCUGGUCAUCGUCAGAGAAGGGCCAUCUCUCAGUCGCCCAAAACACAAUUCUAAAUAUGUCUAACCAGUUGCAGAUGAGGUCCGUCCCAUUUUAUGUCAUUAAAGCCCCAUUGCUUUGUUUGUGUGUUUGCUUUAGCUUGAGCGUUAAAGAAUUCUACAUGUUCAUUUGCAAAGUUGAGUGAAACCCUAAGUUGACCAACCAGUUAUGGAGGCAAUUGGGACCUACUUCUUGGAUAUAAGAUAGGGUUGAGGUAAUAAUAGGGAUGCUCUGGCUUUCUCCCUAAGGCUAUGAUCAGGGUCCAUGUUUACAAUCACAUCAGCUACUAGAAAUUGUAGCUUUAAUUGAAAGAUAAGGCUGAAUUCCUACUGAUGAGGCCAAGUAGAGAGAAAGUGAUAAGAUAUUCUUUUAGAAAGCAAGAAGAUUAUCCCAGAAUAUAAUGAAUGGUUAAGGCUAACAGAUAAUACAUAUUAGUAAAAAUAUAAAAACUCUUCUUUACCUGGGAAAACUAUCCAAUGUUUUCAUAAGAGAUUAAUAGAAAUGAUUUAAUAAGAAAAACCUAAUUUUCAUUUAGGUUUUGAUUGCACAAUCACAGUUCCCUGGUUGAGGAAAUCUUUAGCUCCUGGGGAUGAAGUAACCCAUUUUGAAACUGAGUAGUUCCUUGGCAGGGUGAGUCACUGUGCCCUUGUAAAAUGCCCAAAUGGGGUGGAAAGUGAGCAUACCAAUGUUCCCAAAGACCACCCAGGAACCACUGUGUAGCCAUCUAUUUUCAACACAGAAAGGGAGACGUUUGGCUAAUGCUUAACAGAAAUGAAUCAUUCUGAUGUCAAAACACUUUAAAAAGCUUUUAAGGAUGAAAUGCUACAUCAGAUAGAAAGUAUCCGUACUCUGUGUUCCUUAACAAAACAUUUUUCUUUAUUUAUCUGUUUAGAUCAUUCUUCUUGGAAAAGAUUGAGGUAAUUCAAAUUUUCUUAUUAUUUGUAUCUUGCCUUAAAAGUCUAAAGAAUUUUAUGCUUGUAAUUUAGAUGUAUCUUUAAGGGAGAAAGAGAACAUUUGGAAUUCUUCUAUCUUAACCUUUGUAAAAUGUAAAAUUUAUAAGCCUGAGUAUUCCAUCAGGCGCAAAAUGGUGUCACUGUAUGCCCUCCUGGACGGUACAGGGGUGACAACCACCACCCUGCAACCCUGUUAAAUAGCUCUGACUUAAGAGGUGAUGGCAGCCAGAAAGCCUGAGAAGCCGCCGUGUUUCUGGUGAAUGCUCCCUAAUCCCCACUUCUUUCUUCUGGAUGCCUCCUAAGCAAAUUCUCCCUGCUUUGGACCCCACCCACUUUUCUUCCAGGCUGAAAAAUGAAUGGGAAAAAAACCCUUCCUCUCUCCCUCUCUCCCUUGUUUUAUCCGAAAUGAUGUACAUAAAACAUGAAAGCUGUUAGACAUUCUUAAGCACCCUUGAACCAGCCCUUAUUCCUGGAAGAUUCAGAUCAAGACAUAAUAGAGAUUUACUGUUUAACUAUUUGGUUAUUUUCUUUCUGCCAUGAAAAUAGCCAUAAUCUCCUUCAUCACUGAAGUGGCAGCAGAGGCUGACAACUGCAUGGACUCUCUUAUGCUAUAGGCACGUCCAGGGGACUCCAAGUUCACAGUUCUGAAACUGUGACCUAUCUUGUGUCAUGAACUUCACCUGUGAGAUCCAACGUAAACCCCAUCUUUCACUUGACAGCGAGGACUACACACUCAUUUCUCCCACUCAUGUUCUUUGGCUUAAAAUAUCAGGGGUGAUGUGUGUAUUACACUUAUCAGCUUUGUAAAGCAAAGACCCAGGUAAAGACAUUUUUUUGGCUUGAAUUACCCAAGAUUAUUGCCUCCUCUAUAUUGCCAAAUAGAAACAGCAGACUGGUUGGUAAUUCUGCUGACUAAGUGUUACGUGUUUUCAUACAUACCAUCUUUAUUGUGUAUUACAAUCAAUGAAGGAUCUUGAAAGUGCCAAGAGAAAAAUGUGGUGCAGAGAAUAAAGCUUGGUUUACGGAUCCAAGAUAGGUUUUCCUCCUAAAAUCAAUGACUACUUUAUAAAUAAUUCAUUUAAAAAAGGAGCUCGGUUAAAAUUUGCCGUGUUAAACAAAGAAAAAGGUAUUUAUAAUGCUAAAAGGAAAUGAUCUCCAAGAUUUCUUGUAUGGACAAUUUUGAAUAGUAUCUUACCAAAGGGUGAUAUGCCACAAUUUUUUCUCCUAAACAAAGUGUAACCAUAUAUCCCAGAAGGAAGAAAAGGGUAUGUGCAAGCAAGCAUUUGUUCAUGCUGGUCCAAUCAGCAGUUACUGGGAUGGGGAGGACAGAUAUACAAAACUAUCUCAGUUUCUAAAAGCAAACAAGUAGACACAAAGGUAAAUUCGGUAACGGGAUGUAGAAUAUCAUGUAAACUUCCUUGUAAAUUCUGUACAUAUUUCAUUGAACUGUUCCCUGUUGAGUGGUGGUCCUCAGCUUUGGGUGGACAUUUGAAAUAUCUGAGCAUUGUAAAUAAUGUAAGCUUCUAAGGCACUUGCUUUUAUUCCUGAAGUGAAAUGACUAGUGAUUUGGGCCCAGUCCAGAAUCUGUUGAGCUCUUGCUCUCUCUCUCUGCCAUCUUCUGCGUCCACUUGUGUGACUCCGCCAGGUGUCUGUGAUCACGGCCUCACGCCCCAGCCCCACCGGCAGGGACAGGAACUGCCGAGGAGGCUGCAGGCCCCCGGGGCUCGGGAACAGCACACCAGCAGAGACAGAAACGGUAGCGAGCCGCUCUUGGAAAUGUGCCCUGAAAAGUGGACGUGUUUUUAUGUCAUUUGUGGCUAUUUAUAUAUUCGGAUACCAAAUUAUCUGUGCUUUACGGGGGGUAAGGAAUGGAAGAGAUGGUCAAAAUCCACAGGUAAUCCAAAGCUUCAUUUGCACCAAUGGCUUUAGCUUCUAAUUUUUUUCCUUCCACAAUGUUUCCCAGAACUUUUAACAAGAAUAGAAGUGGAUGUUUGGGUUCGAUCAGGGUCAAAUGUCCAAAUAAUGGGGAGGAGAAAAGGAAGAGAUAGCAAAUGACAUUGAUAACACCAGAUGGCUGAUUCAUUUCUGAAAGAUCCAGAGGUAACCAUGUCACUCUUUUUAAAGCUAAAGAGAAAUACUGGGAAUUAAAACAAGUGUUUUUCAAUUGGGGGCCCAAGGUAUGUUUGAUACAUGCUAGUUAAAAGAGAAUUUGAUAAUUAAAUAUUCUCAAAUAUAUUUCUCCCAAAUCCUGGUAUUCCUGAAAAAAAUCAAAAUGGUGGGAUAUUAUGCCAUAAGAUGUGUUUCCAUGCAGCCUGGCAGCCCCAGAGAGGGUGAUAGUAUCCACAGAAAUUCAUAAUAUCCAAGCAAGCAGGGUCUUAGAUUGGUUGUUUCUUAGUCACAUCUCAGAGUGCCCAAAGCCUUUCUUAGAGGUAAGAACUUGGCAAGACAGAGCUUUUUGUGCCAGCAUUUUAAACGCCAGGAGGGUGCAUGGAGCCAUCACUGUGAGACAUUUUGGUUCACAAAUGUGCCAACUAGGAUCCGCCAUCCACUGAAUCAGAAAAAAUGCUCUGUUGAAACUAAUCAAUUUCUAGGUUGAAAAUACAUUAUGCUUUUUUACUUUAAUCUUGCUUUAUCUAAUUAACUGAAAUCAACUACACCAAAAGAGAAUUCAUCGUUACUGGUUGCAGCUCAAAAGCAGACAUUUGAAAGGGAAUGCUUUUUUAAUAGAAGAGUUGCAAACCAGAAAAUACUAAGUUCCCGGGAGGGUAAGGGAAAGAGUUUGUAGUGUGUUUUUAGCUCUCCAGUAGCAAGAACUUCCUUAUUCGAACUCAAGACAUCUAAGAGUUGUUUUGUUUUUCCUAAGUAAAAACUCCUUGGUACAUCAAGGGGCUCACAACCAUCCCUGACUGGCCCCCAGAUACCUCACGCAUCCAACCAGCACUCAUCACAAAGGCUUCAGUAGGGAUGAACUGUGGGAAAAGUAGGUGUUGUAUUUUUGACUGAGCUGGGGAAGAAAACCAUUUCACUCAACAACUUUACCUGCAUUUCCUCUGCAGAGAAUAGAAAAAAAUAAAUCAAUAAAAGACAGGCCAAAUAACUUUAUACAUUUGCAUUUGCCUUAGGUAUACAGGGUCACAGAUUCACUAGCUUAAAACACCCCCAGUAGGAAGCUGAAGAAUAAAUAGGAGGAAGCAGAAUUGCUACCUGGCUCCUGCUUCUCCCUGGAUUUCCUUUUAAAGAGAAAUGGGGAAGGAGGGACACUCUCCAAUAUAAUUUUUAUAAGUGAAACUUAUUAAAAUAUGAUAUGUGUGUGCAUUUUGUGGGGUUCACUGUACAAAAUAGAUUACCUCUCUUAUGUUCGUUCCUUCCAGCAUUAUACAACCAUCCUGCCUCAUGUCUUAACCCAAUGAAAUUGAUUCAUUUACUGUAUUUCUCAGACUAUAAGACAUACUCCCCCCCCCCAAAUUUUGGAAGAAUAAUGGUUGUUAAUACUGCUGUUGAGUUCUGUUUACAUUUACAUUGGUGAAAUAUUAUGUUAUUUAUGCUAUUAAAUAUUUUACCACAUUUUUUGCUUCAAAAUUUUCUUUCCUAUUUUCCUCCUCUGAAACCUAUGUGUGUCUUAUGGUCUGAAAAAUACGGUACUUGUCUUCUCAUUUCAAAUCUCAUAAGCCAUUUGUCCAUGAAUAUCUGAAAGCUUCAGCUUUUGUGAACUUAUAUUGCUAAUCUUCAGUUGAAUCUGAAAAAAAUAAUAAAUUUUAAUAAUGUUCUCAAAUUCCUACUCUGAAUGUCUUUAAAAAGUAGCUUGUAGCCCCCUCUGAACUGCUUUGGGUUACUUUUCUGCUUUUCCAUCCCUUAUUUGAAAAGCACAUGUGUUUACAUAAACCUUCUCUUUCCCAGCAUAAUUCAAAAUAACAUGGAAAUAAAAAUUAUUAGCUCAAGCCUAGGAAAACCUAUAUUAUCUAAACCAAUGCUUGAUAAUACCAUCUCUUUACAUUAUGUAGUUGUAAUAUGGUCAACUCAUACAUCAUCAAUUCUUUUUCAUCAAACCCAUUUAUUGACACCCUCCUUCAGCCUUAAUUGUAUGCCGUUUAAAAAUCUAUUAUUAGUCCUCCCAGAAUGGCUUAUCAUUCACUGAGCACACCACUUGUUACAGACUAUCCUCUAGGAACUUGACCCACUCCAUCUUUUCUGUGUCUUAUUCUUAUUGCAGAUUCUCACCUCUAGAGAUCACCUUACAUAACCCCCCUUGACUUCCUAGCAGACAUUAACAGAUCAUAAUGUAAACUGUCUAAAUCACCCCUAUAAAAUAUAUAGAAUAUUUUUCCUCUAGAUAGCAUUUCUAUGCUUAGAGAACAGAGAGUUCUCCACACAUAUACCAAGCAAUGCACAGCCGAACUUUAAACACGAACAAUCAAUGAGCCGCUUGGGAAGUUGGAAGAGAGAAGUUAUAGUGGGAGAGACAACAUCCUUGGAAUUCAGAGCGUGUGACCUGGCCUUUACGCUGUCUCUACCACUGCCCAAUGGUGUGACUCUGGGCAUGCCAUCAGAGGAGUUCCAA
This is a messenger RNA of Phyllostomus hastatus (greater spear-nosed bat), 8445 nucleotides long. It is a transcript of the gene GABRB1, whose product is annotated as gamma-aminobutyric acid type A receptor subunit beta1. Gene Ontology annotation, molecular function: neurotransmitter receptor activity; extracellular ligand-gated monoatomic ion channel activity; GABA-A receptor activity. The record is from RefSeq and is a predicted model, not a curated record. The transcript is spliced from 9 exons. Bases 64 to 1488 code for a protein of 474 amino acids. Gene Ontology annotation, biological process: nervous system process; signal transduction; chemical synaptic transmission. Gene Ontology annotation, cellular component: membrane; neuron projection; synapse. Lineage: Eukaryota; Metazoa; Chordata; Mammalia; Chiroptera; Phyllostomidae.